AUGUGCUCAACAACAUUAUCGUUCACAUCUACCUCAACGCUAAAGAAAAGCAAAGUCAUACCGUGGCGACUUCCGGUCCAAUCAAAGGACUCUUUGGCAUCGGGACUUCUCACGGUUAUCACGAAGGAUUUCGAUCGCGACACUCUGGAAUUCAUCGAGGAAGAGAAAGCUAAGUAUUAUGUAGAACUGGAAGAUUAUUUUUAUAGUGGGCCGGGGACGCACACAAAUCCGAUAGUUAUUACAAAGGAUUUCGAUCGCGACACUCUGGAAUUUAUCGAGGAAGAGAAAGCUAAGCGACUUUUAAACGACGGUCCAGCCAACAUCGUUGAGGUGAAGGCGAUGGUAUCCACACCGGACAGAAAAAUUGAAAAUACACUGAAUAGGGCUGUUAAUACUGAACUUGACAGAGCCAUUCCUAUGGUUAUGAAUAGAAUGCAAGGUCCAAUGCCGAACAUGGACGAUGACCUUAGGAAAGAGUUGGAGCAAGCUUUGGUAGACGAAUUGGCGAAAAAUCUUGGCGAAACCAUCGAUAAUAUGGGUCCCAGCCCAACUGAUGAAGAUCUAGGAACUCUCAUUGGUCGGUGA
Strongylus vulgaris is the source of this 585-nucleotide messenger RNA. The record is from the annotation of a GenBank genome assembly. NCBI's taxonomy places the organism in Eukaryota, Metazoa, Nematoda, Chromadorea, Rhabditida, Strongylidae.